This is a messenger RNA of Sceloporus undulatus (fence lizard), 3235 nucleotides long. Its product is annotated as core histone macro-H2A.2. The record is from RefSeq and is a predicted model, not a curated record. Gene Ontology annotation, cellular component: nucleosome. Gene Ontology annotation, molecular function: protein heterodimerization activity; structural constituent of chromatin; DNA binding. NCBI's taxonomy places the organism in Eukaryota, Metazoa, Chordata, Lepidosauria, Squamata, Phrynosomatidae.
GUCACUCCUAGAUCAUGUCCUUCCCAGGGAGAUUAGGCCAGCUUACUCCUUUUCCUUUCACCAGCAAGGAAAGAUGUUUUCAUUCAGACAGAUGUUAUUAAUUAACUGGGUCUAAAUAGAUGUGCUGGACUUCUAAGCUGGAAUCCUGUUGGUGACAGCACACAUGAAUGUCCAUUCUUUGAAACAUUAUGCAGAAAGUAUGCAAUACCUCUUUGCAUAAUGCACAGUCAGUACCUCUUUGUAUAAUAUUCACAGGGACACCCCAUCAGCUUCCAGUUGUCAGGGCAGACUGCUAUGGCUAUUUGUUGGGAAGGUAUGGUUGUGGUAUACUCAGGCAGCACUCAACUGCAGUUCUGCUAAAGAGAGAAAAGAGCUGACAUUACCUUCUCAGAUGCCCAAAGACUUGAUAGAGGGCAGGAAGUAUUGUACAUGGCAGAUGCUGGGAAUAGUGGGAGGAGUGUGGAACUCCUCAUAUGAAUAUAGCAGUGGUGGCGAACCUAUGGCAUGCGUGCCAGAGGUGGCACUCAGAGCCACAUGCUGUCUCCCUAGCACAGAGUUUGCCAGAGUUUCUUACUAGAAAGCCAGGGAGACGUGGCACUUUGCAAUAAAUAAGUGGGGUCUGCGUUGCAGUUUGGGCACUCAGUCUGUAAAAGGUUCACCAUCACUGGAAUAUAGGAUCCUGGCUGUAAUGUUUGCACAUAUUUAUUAAGGUGAUGUUUUAAUAGCUGUUUCACAUUAAUGUAUAACGUUACUUAUAAUUUAGGUUGUUUAUUAGUCACUUCAAUAUGUUUCAAACCACCUGUUGUCCCAGCCUUGAAAGAAAAUUGGGCUACAAGAUAUGCAGACAGAUAAAUAGCUAUGUAGUAGACACAGUUUUAGCAAGUGUGAUUUUACAUGUUUCUUCAUGCCAAAGCUGUACCUGCAGAAAAGAGGAGUUCUGUGCUUUUGAUCAGCCUCAGAAAUAAGAGAUUCUGUUCAGGGAUUAUGAUUGGUUGUUAGAACAGAAAGGGAUUAAUACAGUGAUUUAUGAACUAAUUUACCAGUGACAUAUUUUGAUUCCUAAUUUUUACUGCAUUCAGAAUGCCUGUUACAUUCUAUGCUCAACAUCGGUCACUGUUUUCACUCUCUCUAGGUUUUGCUUUGGGACAAAUAAAUAAGGAUCAUCUGCAAGAAGAUUGAAAAACACAAGACGACAACAUGUCGGCCAGAGGUGGAAAGAAAAAAAUGUCCAAAAUGUCACGCUCCAGCAGAGCAGGCGUUAUUUUUCCAGUGGGAAGAAUGAUGCGAUACUUGAAGAAAGGAACAUACAAAUAUCGGAUAGGAGUGGGUGCUCCUGUCUAUAUGGCAGCUGUCAUAGAAUAUCUAGCAGCAGAAAUAUUGGAAUUAGCUGGUAAUGCUGCAAGGGACAACAAAAAAGGAAGAAUUGCCCCAAGACACAUCCUUCUUGCAGUUGCCAAUGAUGAGGAGUUAAAUCAGUUGCUAAAAGGAGUGACCAUUGCAAGUGGAGGAGUUCUGCCCAGAAUUCACCCAGAGCUUCUUGCCAAAAAACGAGGCACCAAGAGCAAAUCUGAUACUAUCCUUUCACCUUCUCCAGAGAAGAGAGGGAGAAAAUCUUUGGGGACCAAGAAGACUGGAAAGAAAGCAAAGGCUUCCAAAGCCCGGACUCCCAAAAAGAACAAACAGAAGGAGAAUGAAAAAGAAGGAGCAUCAAAUUCAUCAGCUGAUGAUGGACCUGGAGAUGGGUUCACUGUACUCUCCUCAAAGAGCCUUGUUCCAGGACAGAAGCUCUCUCUGACGAGUGACAUCAGCCAUAUUGGUUCUAUGAAAGUAGAAGGCGUGCACAACUAUGGUGAAAUAGACCUCAAGGAGGAAGUAGGUAAGACUUUCUUUUAGGAACAUGGAAAAAGCGGAGGUAAAGAAGUCUUAGAAACAUUAAAGGAACUCCGUAAAACACAAGGACUCGAAGUUUACAGAGCUGCUCUCAGUCAGUCCACUGGCCUAGCAGCAAAAUUCGUCAUUCAUUGUCACAUCCCACAGUGGGGGUCAGACAAAUGUGAAGAACAACUGGAGGAGACUAUAAAGAACUGUUUAACUGCUGCCGAAGACAAAAAAUUGAAAUCUGUGGCUUUCCCACCUUUCCCAAGUGGCAGAAAUUGCUUUCCAAAACAGACUGCAGCCCAGGUGACUCUCAAAGCCAUUUCUUCUCAUUUUGAUGACUCCAGCCCUUCCUCCUUGAAGAACAUAUACUUCCUGCUUUUUGACAGUGAGAGCAUUGGCAUCUAUGUGCAAGAGAUGGCAAAGCUAGAUGCAAAGUAGCAACAAAAGCCAAAUGAAAUUUUAUUUUUCAACAUGAAUAUGAGUAGGAAUGAGAAUUAGAAUUGGGUUUUAUUUUUAAAAUAUUGUGAGGACGGAGUAUGUGAGUAGCUUUGAAGUUCUGUGAUGGGUGGAGGGCUUUUGUUAUGGAAAAACAAUGGGGAAAUUGUUUGGGAGAGUUUGAUCUGCAAUUAUACCAUGCUUUAGAUACCCCCUACCAUUUUGUAUGAUCCCAAGAGGUUAUGUUGCCAGCUCUCUACAUUUUAAUAUGUCUCAAGUUAUUUUAGUUUAGACCUUUGUAAAGAUUAAUCUUUAGAGUAGCAAACAAUUCAAUACAAACAGUGGUUGAGAAAAAAAUGUGAAUUGUUUGCUUCCCUCCCCUGUAGUUAGAAAACCUUAUGUUGUGUCUACAUUCCAUGUUGGAGAAAGGAAUUUCAAAGCAAACUCACUUGGUGCUUUACUGUUUUACCCCCAGAAUGAUCUGUAAUUGCUGAGAAUAUUUCAUCUUUUGUUUUUAUAAAAAAAAAUGGCAUAAUGCUUUUUUAAAACUUUAAGCUUGAGCUUGUUUUCACUUCUGAUAUUAAAAUGGGAAAGCAACUUCAGAUGCAAGUUUAAAGGCAGAGAGAUCUUUUGGAAGUGCAGGAUGGUUCUGUCUUAGCAAUGUAAAGCCUUUGGUGCCUGCCACUGGGAGAUAUCCGCAUUCACAGAAUUAAGUUUUGCAACUCAAAAACUGUAUGUACUAGACCAGAGAAUUGGACAUUAUUUUUUGUAAAAGAAAGAGGAUGAUUAAGGGUGUACCAAAAACACCUGAGCAUUGUUGUUGCAGCAUAUUUGUGCAGUGUGUUUGACAUAUUUUUUCCAAAAGAAAAAAAAUAGCUGAGUGGUUUAAGCAUAUGCAUAAAAGUAAUUCUCUUUCACAGCA